AUGGAGCUCUCCAUCAUCAAGAAGAGAUGGUCUCUUUGUAUAUUGAGUGUAUUCUUUGUCUCUUUUCUCUUCAUUUUUCUCCAUGAUCAAGGUCAGAGUCUCAUCACCAUUAUUCCAUCUCUUGGUAACUCGGAUAUCGAUAAUUAUAAGACUACGCAAAAUAGCUCAUGUCUAGUAGCGCAAGAGAAGAACUCGACUCUACAACUCAAUACUACUAAAGAGACGGAAGUAAGUACACCAGCAGAGGACGAACUUGUACUGAAGUCAAAUGGUACUAGAGAAGUGAAAUCAGAGAAAUUGAUGUCAAAUGGCACUAUGGAAGUGAAAUCAGAGAAAUUGACGUCAAAUGGUGCUAUGGAAAUAAAAUCAGAGAAAUCGAAGGAGGAAAAGUGCGAUAUAUUUGAUGGGAUGUGGGUUUAUGAUCCAAAGAGUUAUCCACUCUAUCAUGAUCAUCAAUGUCCUUUUCUUAGUGAACAAGUGAGUUGCCAGAAAAAUGGGAGGCCAGAUUCAAGUUAUGAGCACUGGAGGUGGAAACCAAGGGGGUGUGAUAUACCAAGGUUUAAUGGGACUUACAUGUUGGAGAAAUUGAGAGGGAAGAGAAUGGUGAUCAUUGGUGACUCUAUUAAUAGAAAUCAGUGGGAGUCACUUGUAUGUAUGCUCUACGCUUCAAUUAAGCCAUCUCGUGCCUUGGUCAACUUGCGCGGCUACUACAGAACCUUUCGAGCUCUGGACUAUGGUUUCUCGCUGGAUUUCUCUUGGAGUCCAUUCCUGAUCAAAAUGUACGAAACGAGAAACAGAUCGAAGGUGUUGAAGCUCGAUGAGCUUUCAGAGCCGAAGAGAUGGAAAGGUGCCGAUGUGAUGGUGUUCAACACCGGCCACUGGUGGACUCAUACUGGCAGGUUUAAAAGAUGGGACUAUUAUCAGGAUGGGGAAAAGAUCGUGCAGGAGAUGGAAGGCCACUCAGCAUUUGAGACCGCACUGAGCACUUGGGCUCGUUGGAUCGACCACACCGUGAGUCCGACCAAAACCAGUGUUUUCUUUCGCAGCAUCUCCCCCGAACAUAAAAGGUCGAAUCUGCACCAGUGUUACAACCAGACUCAACCGAUCACCAACGACAACGAGGCUUACAGGAAAACGUUUCCAGCAGCAAUGGUGAACAUAGUGGAACAAACUAUAAAGAAGAUGAGGGUUCCAGUUAAUUACCUCAACGUCACUCGAUUAUCAGAGUAUCGGCGUGAUGCACAUACAUCUGUGUACACUGUGAGGCAAGGGAAGCUUCUAAACGAGGAGCAACGAAAGCAGCCUCAGUUGUUUGCUGAUUGCAGCCACUGGUGUCUUCCAGGAUUGCCAGAUACCUGGAAUGCUUUGAUUCAUGCUCUCCUUGUCGAACCUCCCUUAUUUUCUCCGUAG
Messenger RNA from Asparagus officinalis (garden asparagus), 1410 nucleotides. Its product is annotated as protein trichome birefringence-like 42. The record is from RefSeq and is a predicted model, not a curated record. NCBI's taxonomy places the organism in Eukaryota, Viridiplantae, Streptophyta, Magnoliopsida, Asparagales, Asparagaceae. Gene Ontology annotation, cellular component: Golgi apparatus. The transcript is spliced from 5 exons. The coding region runs from base 1 to 1410 and encodes 469 amino acids. Gene Ontology annotation, molecular function: O-acetyltransferase activity.